This is a messenger RNA of Tachysurus vachellii, 1617 nucleotides long. Its product is annotated as zinc-binding protein A33. The record is from RefSeq and is a predicted model, not a curated record. The transcript has 6 exons. Lineage: Eukaryota; Metazoa; Chordata; Actinopteri; Siluriformes; Bagridae. The coding region runs from base 11 to 1588 and encodes 525 amino acids. Gene Ontology annotation, molecular function: protein binding; zinc ion binding.
UUUGUGCCUCAUGUGCUACUCCUCCCUCUCUGCUCUUCCUGAACAUUCAAAAGCAGCUCAAAGGAGCUUUCCAAAACCUGCCGAGCGAGGCGAGCUCGCCCUGUCGUUGCAGACCCGCGUGCCGAAGGUGACAACACAACACGUUGGCUGCCAGUAUGACAGAAGCGUCUCGGGUGUGACCAUGUCGUCCAAGUUGCCCGAAGAGGACCUGACGUGUCCUGUGUGCUGUGACAUCUUCACCGAUCCUGUCCUGCUCUCAUGCAGCCACAGCUUCUGCCGGUCCUGCCUGCAGAACUUUUGGGAGACCUCGGUUUCCCGGAGCUGCCCCAUUUGCAGGAGGAAAGCCUCAAGAAAGGAGCCUCCAAGCAACCUGGCUUUGAGGAACCUGUGCGAGGCCUUUGUGGAAACCCAGAACUGGAGGUGUGAGAACGAGAAGAAGGCGGCGUGCCCGCAGCACGGCGAGAAGCUGAAGCUCUUCUGCAUAGACGACCAACAGCCCAUCUGCGUGGUGUGCCAAGCCUCGAGAAUGCACAAGGGUCACGAGUGCGCUCCCACAGACGAGGCCGCUCUGGACUGUAAGGAACAACUCGUGUCUGCUCUGAAGACACUGAAAGACAAGCUGGAUGUCGUGAUGAAGCUCAAAAUCACUUCAGCUAUGACACUCGAGCAUAUCCAGAGUCAGGCCCAGCUAAUCGAGACUCAAAUGAAACAUCAGUUCAUGAUGCUUCACCGGUUUCUGCGUGAGGAAGAGGAGGCUCGGCUCGCCGCGCUAAAAGAGGAAGAGACGAAGAAGGUCCUUGCUGUAAAGAGAAGAGACGAAGAGCUGACGAACAGGAUCUCUUCUCUCUCAGACAUCAUCAAUCGCACGGAGCAGGAGAUCGUUGCUGGCGAUUUGAAGCUGCUGCAGAACUUCAGAUCUGCCAUGAUGAGAACUCGGAGCUCGGCACCAAAUCCAGAGGGGUUUUAUGGGGCGUUAAUAGACGAAGCCGAGCACCUGAGUAACCUGAAGUUCAGGGUCUGGGAGAAGAUGCAGGAAGUUGCUCCUUACUGUCCUGUGACUCUGGACCCGAACACAGUGCACCCUUGUCUCAGGCUGUCAGAAGACCUCAGCGGCGUCCAUUACAGCAGCUCGGGUCGUCCUCUUCCCACCAAUCCUGAGCGCUUCUGUGUGAGCGCGGAGGUCCUCGGCUCCACAGACAUCUGCUCCGGGACGCACGCCUGGGAGGUGGAGCUGGGAGAGAGCGAUGACUGGAUCCUGGGUGUAGCCAGCGUGUCUGUUAAAAGGGACCUGGAGGUACCGGCACGCCCGGAGAACGGGUUCUGGACUCUGUGUAUGCGGGAUGGAGAGUACAGAGCCAUGGAGUCUCCUGUUAAGACAUUGAAGGUGGAUAAGAAGCUGGAGAGAGUGCGAGUGGAGGUGGACUGGGACACAGGGGAGGUUUGUUUCUCUUGUCCUGAUGAUGGACAAAUCCUGCACAGGUUCAAGCAGGUGUUCAAGGACAAGGUGGUGCCGUAUUUCUACACACAGAGCGAAAAGCCUCUCAGGAUUCUACCACAGCUGGUGAUGAUUUCAGUAAAGAACAACUGAGAUUUAUGGAAUAAAUGUGUUAACAGGAA